This is a messenger RNA of Momordica charantia (bitter melon), 1234 nucleotides long. Its product is annotated as B-cell receptor-associated protein 31-like protein. Gene Ontology annotation, biological process: endoplasmic reticulum to Golgi vesicle-mediated transport; intracellular protein transport. The record is from RefSeq and is a predicted model, not a curated record. Gene Ontology annotation, cellular component: endoplasmic reticulum; endoplasmic reticulum membrane. Lineage: Eukaryota; Viridiplantae; Streptophyta; Magnoliopsida; Cucurbitales; Cucurbitaceae.
AGGCCAUGAGCUCUCUGAUUCUCUCUCUCUCUCUAAACUCUAAACUCUCCACUUUUCUUCUUCAUCCAUUUUCUUCUUUAAAAUCCAUAAAUUAAUGCUUCAGUUCUCGCGAGGUUCGUUGUUCUUGUGCUCAGUGAUUACGCCCACCUUCCCUCCAUUGCUUCCACAACACAGCCCAUCUCUCAUCUCAUGAUAUUCACACCUUGCCGCUCAUAAAUCCUACCCCAUCACUGUUCCCUCCAACGCCAAGAUCCAUAAUCUCCAAAUCCUGCUCUUCUGAAUCCCAACUUUACUUCUCCAAAUGAUUCAGCUAUUGUUCACCGUUAUUGUAACGGAGAUGGUUCUCAUAUUGUUGUUCUCGUUCAAGACCCCAUUGAGGAAGCUCGUGAUCUUGACCGUGGAUCGGGUGAAGCGCGGACGCGGACCAAUUAUGGUCAAGAGCGUCGCCGGGACUGUUCUUAUUGUUCUCAUAUCGAGUGUUUAUAGUAUGCUGACAAUCCAGAAGCGUUGGAUCGAUGACGGUGCUGUCAACCCUACCGAUCAGGUUCUCAUGGCCAAACACCUUCUCGAGGCCACGCUUAUGGGGGGCUCUCUAUUUCUGGCACUUAUGAUUGAUAGAUUACAUCAUUAUAUGAGAGAGUUGCGUAUACGGAGGAAAGGCAUGGAAACUAUCAAAAAGCAGAGCAGAAUGGUGGAGGAUGGGAAGGUUAGCAAGUCAGAGGAGAUCAAAGCGUUGGAAGAAGAGAGGACCACUCUGCAAACAAAGCUCAAGCAGUUGGAAUUGGAACUUGAGACUAAGACAAAAGAUAUAAGUACUUCUGAAGCCAAUGUAGUUGCUCUAAGGAAGCAAUCUGAAGGAUUACUGCUCGAGUAUGACCGUUUACUUGAGGAAAACCAGAACCUCAGGGGCCAGCUACAAUCUGUGGAUCACAGAUUGUCUCGAUCGGGAAGCAAGAAGAAUUCAUAAGGAACCCUGUAUUGCGUACUGCAUUCUCACUUCUUCAAGUUUUGCGCUUCGUUUUCACCUCAUAUUGUUUAGGACCUGGGUAUUCCAUGAUGGGUUGCUGGUGGCUGUUUACUUCUAUAUGCACAAUGGCAAGGGAAGAUAGGGUUUUGGUGUGUUGUUUAUAAUUAAAGUAGAAGCAAAAACAGUGAAACAAGAAUGGAAUCUACGCUGAAAAAAAAUUGUGAUAAAUUCAGGUUUGUAAUGGAAAAAACACCUUCACUUCUGUCA